Messenger RNA from Pectinophora gossypiella (pink bollworm), 3179 nucleotides. It is a transcript of the gene Noc1, whose product is annotated as CCAAT/enhancer-binding protein zeta. The transcript has 20 exons. NCBI's taxonomy places the organism in Eukaryota, Metazoa, Arthropoda, Insecta, Lepidoptera, Gelechiidae. Gene Ontology annotation, cellular component: nucleus. The coding region runs from base 95 to 3118 and encodes 1007 amino acids. The record is from RefSeq and is a predicted model, not a curated record.
UUGUCAAAUCAAUCCGCAAGGUUUUCACGUGUUCUUGUUUUUAUUAUAUUUUAAGUACAUUAAUGUGUUGAAAUUCAGUAAAAAAUAUAUUAAAAUGAAGCACAAAAGGUUUGAAGAAAAUAUAUUAGUUGACGAAGCAUACACAAACUAUGGGAAAGUUGACAAAAAUGCCGAUGAGAAAAAGGGCCAAGGUAUUGCGAAGCAUUUUGCCGAAACAUUGGAGUUUGAAGAGAGAAAGAAGUGGUAUCAUCAGAUGCCUGAAGAGCCCUCCAGUAUUACUAAGACAUUAACACAAGAACAGAUUGAAGAAUUAAAGAAAGAAGCUAACAGUGCUCUGCAUGGUGACACAUUAGCUUAUGAGACAAAACAAAACCGCAGUGGAUCAUCAGACCACCAGUGGGCUAAAACUCUGUUGAACAAGGGUGCUAUAGGGGACAGAGUGGCUGCAGCAACAAUUUUAAUACAGGAUAAUCCGCUGUACAAUCUUACAGCGCUCAGAAAUCUAAUCAACAGUGUUAAACCGGCUAAAAAGAAAGAUGGCAUUGUUAUCAUAGACGCGCUGUCAGAGCUGUUGAUAUCCGACUUACUGAUACCGGACACGAAGCUGCGUACAUUUGAACAGCAUGCGGUCGGCCACGUGGACGAGAUGACGUCAGGCAACAAACAGGCACGCAGGAACAUACUCAAGCUGUGGCACUUCGAAGACCAGUUGAAAGAGCUCUACGGAUCGUACGUGGAGGCGCUGAACAAGUUCGCCCACGACUCGGUGGAUGCCAACAAGGAGAAGGCGGUCAGCGCCAUGUCAUACCUGCUGAUGCACCACCCCGAGCGCGAGAAGAUGCUGCUUACGAACAUAAUCAACAAGCUGGGCGACCCCACACAGGCGGUGGGCUCGAAGGUCAUCUACCAUCUCUGCCAGCUGCUCUACAACCACCCCAACAUGAAGGCCGUCGUGCUCUCCGAGAUCGAAAAGAUGUUGUUCCGGAGCAACAUAUCAUCCCGGGCACAAUACUAUGGCAUAUGCUUCCUCAAUCAGUUCUUCCUCGGCAAAGAUGACUCCAGGAUUGCUGAAAACCUUAUCAGGAUAUACUUCUCCUUCUUCAAAGCUUCUAUUAAAAAGGGCGACAUAGACACGCGUCUAAUGGCGGCCAUCUUGACGGGCGUGAAGCGCGCGUACCCGUUCGCGGACGCGGCGCGGCUGGCGGACACGCCGGCGCACGUGGACGCCAUACACAAGCUGGUGCACCUGGCGCCUAUGAACACCGCCAUACACGCGCUUGCGCUGCUCUUCCAGAUCAGUGCUGCCUCUAAAACUACGUCGGAUCGAUACUACACAGCCCUCUACCGGAAACUGACAAGCGCGGACAUAUUCAACACGACACAUAGCGCUCUCCUCUUCUCGCUCAUAUACAAGUCUUUGAAGCAAGACAAGGACAGCAGACGUGUGACGUCAUUCGUGAAGAGGUUGCUGCAGUUGUGUUGCUACAUGAGCCCUGCGCAGGCGUGCGGCGUGUUGUUAUUGGUGUCCCACGUGUUGCGGGAGGGGGGGAAGAAAGACGCUGUCAGGCUGGUGUGGACUAAGAUGGACGUUAAGGAGGAAGUGAAAGAAGAACCGAAAGUAGAAGAAACGGAUGAUGAAGAAACACAGGCAACUGAAGUCAACGGCUCACUGGACUCGACAGCAGAAACUAAGUCGACAGAUGAUGAAGUCAAAACAGAACAGAAGAAGGUUGAUCUUCUGCGAGGAGACAAGAAGGACUUACUCAUGGAAGACGAUGACGAAGAAGCGUACGUGGACUUGAAGAUAGACGAAGAGGGUAACGUGAAGCCCAAGAAACGCCGCGGCGCGGCCGCUGUCCCGGGCUGGCAUCACGCCAGGGUCACCACUGCGGACAAGACAGAGGAGAAAGAGCAGGACACUAAGAUACAGCUCAAGAAGACUAUCAACAUGGAUAAGGAGAUCACCCAGUACAACCCGCUAGCCCGCAACCCGUCUUUCGCUGGCGCGCACUGCUCAGCCUACUUGGAGCUGCUGCCGCUAUCACAGCACUUCCACCCCACUGUCAAACUAUUCGCCGAGAGGCUGCUCAGUGACCAGUUGAUACAAUAUUCCGGGGACCCGCUGAAGGAUUUCUCCGGGAUCCGAUUCCUGGACCGCUUCGUGUUCAAGAACCCUAAGAAGCGUACGGAGAGAGAGGAGGACGGGGAGGUCAAGAGGGUUAAGGGGUCGCACCCCAAGUUUGCCGUCCGGAAGAACUAUAUGGCUAAAGGUCUAAAAAGUCUGCCAGUAAACUCAGCGUCGUACCUCAACGAAGACGCUCAGAAAAUACCAGUCGAUGAGAAAUUCCUUUAUGAUUUCCUUCAAAAACGUCGCGAGGUGAACGGCUCGGAUGAUGACGACAGUGACAACGACUCGGUGACCAGCGAGGACUUUGAGAAGUACCUGGACAGCGUCACAGGCUCCAGAGAAGCAGCGGAGUCAGAUGAAGAGUUAGACUACCUGGCAGAAAUGGAGGCUACCAAGCAGAAGCGACCAAAGAAGACCGCUGAUGAUGAAGAUGAUGAAAAUGACGAUGAUGACGCCGCCGACCUCAGUGACGAGGAAGAUGCCGACGGAGCAGGCAGUGAUGGCGAGCUGAACAUAUCUGGUGAUGAAGACGAACCUCAACUCUCUGGGGAUGAAGAUGAACUUCUGCUAGAAGAUAGUGACGACGAGGAAGAUCAAAUUGAUAUCCCAGGAAAGAAAAAUGCUAAAGGAAAGAUGAAACUUAAAUUGAAAGGAACCGACGAUCUAGGCUCUCUCUUCGCAUCAGCAGAAGAAUUCUCUACUCUUCUAGAAGAAACUGCGACAAACAAGAAACAAGGCUCCAGUCAAGCAGUAGCCAACACAGACAAAGCCAGCACGAAACAACUAGCGUGGGAAGAAAACCGAGACCGAUGGAUAAAAGGCUUCAACAAGAAAAUACUCGGCAACAAAAGUAAUAAAAAAGGAAAAAAUAAAAAGUUUUCCAAACCUGGCAACACAAGCUUCAACAAAAUGGCCGACAAGAAAAAAGGCGGGAAACGAAAAAGUACAAACGCGGGUGGCCCUGGUGGGAAGAAAAAGAAAGUUAAAUAGAUUUUGUUGUUAGAAUGUAAGUAUUUUACCCGAAAAUAAUAAAGUUGAUCGUAUUUACAGA